AUGGGCUGUGGAGAGAGCAAAAGAAGCAUUCUCGCAGGACUAAAUUGCCAAGUUGACCUUGUUAAAAGCCAAAGGCUAAAAUUCCAACAAGAAAUCGACGAAGCCAAAAAAGAGCACGAAAAGCAUGAAGCUGAACAAUCUAAAACCAUAAAAAAUCUUAAUGACGAAAAUCAAGACCUUAGGGCUGAAAAGUCAAGAAUGGAAAUUCAGCUAAAAAACCUCGAUCCCAAAGCUGACAUUGUGAGAUCUCAGCUCCACAGCUUAGAAGCUGAAUACAAAACCACAAAAAAAGAACUUAAACAUUUAUCCAAAGAUCUAAAAGAAGCGGAAAAUGAAAAAGAAGCAAUUUCAAGCCAAUACAAAGAAAUAUCAGAAGAAAUUAACGUUAUAAUCCAAAAUGAACUUGUGUUGCAAGAAAAUAUUGAAAAUCUUGGUGACGUGGAGGGGUUGCUAUCUCUCCCCUCUCUAAGCAAGCAAAAUUUUUUCUAGUUUGGAGGUGGUGCAUUGAAAAAAUAUAUAUAAAUUUUCAUUAAAAUUUCGAAAAAAAAAAAUUAAACUUGUAAAUUUCUUAAAAUUGAAUUGGAUUGGCUGGAUAUUUAUUUAAAAUAAUUAUCACGUAUAGGAGAAAUAUUUAUUAAAUUUAAAAAAUCUUUCGCUACCUAAUUUCCCAUGAAAUGAUGAUUUUUUUAAUGGUUUUACUUGUUUACUAACUCCCCCCCCCCCCCUCCGUGAGCGAACAAAACCAUUAGAAAAAUCGCCAUUUUUUGACCAAAAACCCACCCUCCGUGAGCGAACAAAAAUUUUUUUAAUAGAAAAAAUUUUAAUGGAAAAAAAUUUUGAUAUAUAAGUGAUAAUUAGUAUAAUGAAAUCUAGAGCUAAUUCUGUUUAAUUUUAAACAAAUUGCGUUUUAAAACAUAAAUUUUGCAAAUUAAAUUAAUAUUUGCUUCCCAAUUUUUGCAAAUUAGGAUUUUUUUAAAUUUCGAAAAAAAUAUUUUUUAUAAAAUUUAUAUAUAAAUUUUUUUUUAAAAAAAAAAAUUAACCCCCCUCCGUGAGCGAACAAAAAUUUUUUUUGUUCGCUCACGGAGGGGGGGGGGGGAGUAAGGGGGAGUAAGCGAACUAAAUAAUACGAUUAAUAGGCUUGAACAAGAAGUAGUGGAAAAAGAAAAAAAUAUACAAAAUUUAGAAGAAAAAAUUAAGGAAAAGGAAGAGGAGAAUAAGAGGAAAGAGGAAUUAAAAAUUGAAAUUAGUGAGGUCUUGUUAAGCAGUGAGAACGAAUCAAAAGUAAUGCAAGCAGUGAAAGAUGAAAUAGUUGAAAAUGAAGAAUUAAAGAGGCAGGGAGAUGAAAAGUCAGCCGAAAAUCAAGGUUUGGAGCAGACAAUUAGCUCUCUAGAGAUCACACAAGAAGAAAUUGAGUCUAAUCUUGCACUAGACAAAGAAAUCGAAAGACUAACCAGGCUAAUUAAUGAAACCAAUGAAACUCAUGAAAAAAGAGAAAACUUAGCAAAUAAGUUGCAAGAAACUUUAGCGCAGCAAAAUCUCCAUAAUUCGGCCAAGAAUAGUCUUGAAAAUGAUAUUUACCAUCAAAUUUUAAUUUUUUUUUUUAUAAAAUAAAAUAAAUAAUUUUUUUUGAAAAUGAAAUAACUUCAAUUCAAGAAGAAAUUGAUCGACUGAAACGAGAAAAAGAAGAAGCCUUAAACAAUAAAUUGACACAAGCCAUUAAUGAAUUGAGUCAAAAAAUAGCAGAAAAUAAUGAAAACUAUGGAAAAGAACUUCAAGCGCUACAAGAAGAAUUAGAUAACUUGCAACAAAAGUUAGAUCACAGGCGCGAAAAAAGGAACAAAAAACAACAAGAAAUUAAUGAAAUGAGAGAAGAGCUAGAAAGAAUAGAAAAUUCCCCUAAAAUAGAAGAAGAGGAAUUAGUAGUAGCUGAAGAAGAAACCCCUAAAAGGCCUGAUCCAAAUAAAAUCGAAUAUUUCGAAGAAACCAAAGAGCCAGUGCCUGAACCAGCUCAAGCAGAGCCUGAAUACGACCAAAUAGGUUCUGAAAUCCCUCAAGAAGCCAACCAUUCUGAAACAACCAAUGGAGUACCUCACGAAAUGAUUCCUACACCAGUGAGAUACGAAGUUCCUAUCAAGCUGCGUCAUUUAAAUACAGGCCACGUCCUUCACUCCCACCCUGUUAAUUACCAUGGAGGUUCAAACCAACAAGAAGUCACCUGCCAUGGAAGCCGAGACGAUAAUGACUGAUGGAUAAUUAAAGGAGUCCCCCUAAAAAAAGGUGAAAAAAUAAAAGGAGGUAAACUCCGUGUCGGUGCUGAAAUAGGUAACACUUCAUGCAUCAUUUUACAGCAUUUAACAACCAAAAGAAAUCUCCAUUCACAUGCAGGAGUCCAAUCCCCUUCAUCCCAUCAACAAGAAGUCACCUGCUAUGGCGAUUUCGGCAAAGGGGACAGCAAUGAUUACUGAAAGGUAGAAAUUCAAGGCGUGCAAGGCAAAGUGUCUUGGAUUUCCAAUAUGAAAAUCCGAUUAAUUCAUAUUAACACCCAGAAUGCUUUGCACUCACAUGGAGGACAUUUCACACAGUCAGGACAGCAAGAAGUGACGUGUUAUGAGAACAGAGAUGAUAAUGACUUGUGGGUGGUCGAAACCAUAGCAUAA
Blepharisma stoltei is the source of this 2657-nucleotide messenger RNA. The record is from the annotation of a GenBank genome assembly. NCBI's taxonomy places the organism in Eukaryota, Ciliophora, Heterotrichea, Heterotrichida, Blepharismidae.